UUUACCUCACGGCGGCCACAAAUUUGUUUGCAAACUCCGAUAAAAUCGAAUUGGAUCGUGUGUUAACAAAAUGUUUCGUAACGUGACUGCUCCUGCACUAGCCUCGCGCUUGUUCAUCUCCAUCAACCAUCCCCGGAUAGCGCCGCUCACCAUUCCGCUUGCCUCGUUCUCCAACCACGCCCCCAGCAUCGCCCAAAUUCCGAUUGCCGCUCGCGUCGACCGUGGCCAAGGCGACCGUAACCGAAGGAACUAUCAGGACAAGCGGGGCGUUACGCCUUUACGUUUCCUAGUGGCCAGUUCCUUCCUUUCGUGGUUCUCCAAGAAAUCCGACGACGAAUCGCCCGAGAGUCAGCUGAUCACCAUCAUCAAACGAUCCAUACUUUCGAUACAGAAGGAAGAGUACCAGAAGGCGGAACAGAUGCUUCAUUUAGCACUGAAGAUGGCCCAGGACCUGCAGAGCAAAGACGGUGUCACGUACAUCUACGACAUUAUGGCAAAUCUUGCGAUGGAGGUGGGUGAUUUCGCUAAGGCAGAGAAGCUCUUCGUUAACGUCAUGCAGCGGCUCUUUGCGGACGGGUUCGUCGAGGAUCAUAUCAAAAUGUUGCACAUCAGCUCGAAGAUCGCUCAUCUAGCACAGCUGCAGGGUCACUUUGAUAAGGCGGCACAGGGAUUCGAAUGGACACUGGCAAAGCUGGAGGAACAGCUAAAACAAAUCAGUGACGAAAAUGUGCGCGAACUUCGCGAACUUUGGGGCAUCACAAAGAACUGGUACGCACAGCUGCUGAUGGAAGGGAAACGGUUCGCCGAGGCUAAGACGGCAUUCCAGCAAGCGUAUGAGGCGUAUACUGAAGUCCACGGGAAGCUAACGGAGGAAGGAUUAACUAUACUAAACAACCUGAGCGUAGCAUGCUCGAAUCUGGAAGACUAUGCUUCAGCAGAACGAUUUCUCAAGGAAGCGAUAGCACUGGCCGCUCAAAUACCCGAUCUCUCCGAGGCUGGUGUGUACAAGGCUAACCUGGGGCUGCUGUACCUGCAGCAGGGACUGCUCCGACAGGCAUCGGAGUUUUGUACGUUCGCUUGGCGUUAUGGCAAACAACACAAGCACGAGGAAACUGUGAUACAGGCCAACUAUUGUCUGGAGCAGAUCAAGGCCAUGCAAAAGUAAUCGUUGGGACGAUCCACAACACGUGAACCUUCUGAAGGUUCUGAAGUAGACGAUGAUCAAACCCUUGCACCCCAUCUAGCGUUAAAAAGUGACACUAUCUAUAAGGAGCCAUAGAAGCCCAUGCUGUUUAUAUGUUUGUAAGUCUAUAUUAAAGUGAAACUGUUCGUUUAAUGAAUACCUAA
This is a messenger RNA of Anopheles darlingi, 1347 nucleotides long. It is a transcript of the gene Ttc19, whose product is annotated as tetratricopeptide repeat protein 19 homolog, mitochondrial. The transcript has 2 exons. Gene Ontology annotation, molecular function: protein binding. Gene Ontology annotation, cellular component: mitochondrial inner membrane. NCBI's taxonomy places the organism in Eukaryota, Metazoa, Arthropoda, Insecta, Diptera, Culicidae. The record is from RefSeq and is a predicted model, not a curated record. The coding region runs from base 71 to 1165 and encodes 364 amino acids. Gene Ontology annotation, biological process: mitochondrial respiratory chain complex III assembly.